AUGAGCAAUGCAAUCCAGCACGAGAGUUUAAGCAGUGGAGCAAUGUGUUUUAUAAGAAAACCUAUCGACUCAAGUGACCUCAACAUCGUAUGGCAACAUGCUGCAAACUGCAAUAUGAAUGAUGGUUCAAAAAGAAUUCAGGAGUCAAGUUCAACUAACAAUCCAUAUGAUGGAGAUGAGACAGAUCCAACCAACCAUCCAAUUGAUGUUGAUGGAGAUUCGACGAAUCCAAAUGAUGGAGAUUCUGGAGCACAAGUUGUAAAGAAGCCUAAGCUCAAAUGGACGAACUCUCUUUAUAAUCAAUUCCUGGAUGCCAUUGAACGUAUUGGUCUUGACAAAGCUGUGCCCAAGAAAAUCUUAGAGACCAUGAACGUGAAAGACCUAACAAGAGCACAAGUAGCCAGCAAAUUACAGAAGUACAGAAAAUUCUUGAAAGAGGUGAAGGACAAUGGCACAGAUCUAACAUCAGUACAAUUGUCAAGAAGAGGUGUGAAUUCCAACUUUGUAUCAUCAAGUUACAUCGACCCGCAACACUCUAAUAACUCCAACACAAGCCUAGGCAACAACAAUGAUAUCUUGUCCCAACUUCGCUAUGGUGUUGGUCAGUCAAACUUCAUGAUCCAUAACAAUCCUUCUAAGUCCCAACUUAGCUAUGGUGUUGGUCAAGCAAACGUCAUGAUGAACAACAAUGCCUUUAAGUCUCAACUUAGCUAUGGUGUUGGUCAACCAAACUUUAGGAACAACAAUGCUGGUUCACAUGAUUCCAUCCACUACAUGAACCGUAGGCCCACCUACGACAUGAGCCAAACCGGAUCUGACUUAAUGUCUAUGAGAACAAACUUCGGGGUUCCGAAUGGAAUGUUGCCUUUAAUGGAGAAGAGUGUAAACAUUUUCGGAACUUCUCAAGAUUCUCAAGCUCCUAAGUUUGGACAAUUUGAUACAACAAACAAUGUUUUGGGUUUGAGCUCCAAUCUUACUACUGGUCAUAUGGGGGGUAAUUAUGCUGGGAUCGAGCUAAGUGAAAAUGGAGAUUUGAUUGCACCUGGUGGAAUAAGAGUUCAUGGUAAUGAGAAUCCAAGCAUAUUUAAUGAUCAUCAUGGCAUCAACGAGGGUUUUAACAACACCAUUAACUCGCAGAUUGAUCAGCAUCAGAAUCAAGGUGAAAUGACUGGUGAAAAUUUUGGGGUGCCUACUGGGGAUCUUCUUGAAAGGAAUGAAAUUCUUGCUCCUAUCCCUCCUCCUGAAGACAUUAGCAAUUGGAGUUUCAAUAAUGAUAACUAUAAUGAUGGAACACUGAACUCUGUUGUUGCUAAUUCGCAAAUGCAGUUUCCUACUCAUGACUUGAACAUGACAAAUCAGGAACUUGGUGUUGGGGAUUCAAUGGAAUUCUCGUUGUCAUUCGAUAAGGAUUGGGACGAUGAAGCUUUACAUAUGUUGGAGUCUUUGCUGGGUACUGACAUGAUUUAA
This is a messenger RNA of Arabis nemorensis, 1467 nucleotides long. The record is from the annotation of a GenBank genome assembly. Lineage: Eukaryota; Viridiplantae; Streptophyta; Magnoliopsida; Brassicales; Brassicaceae.